Messenger RNA from Scomber scombrus (Atlantic mackerel), 1527 nucleotides. It is a transcript of the gene coq3, whose product is annotated as coenzyme Q3 methyltransferase. Gene Ontology annotation, biological process: ubiquinone biosynthetic process. Lineage: Eukaryota; Metazoa; Chordata; Actinopteri; Scombriformes; Scombridae. The transcript has 6 exons. The coding region runs from base 53 to 1078 and encodes 341 amino acids. The record is from RefSeq and is a predicted model, not a curated record. Gene Ontology annotation, molecular function: 2-methoxy-6-polyprenyl-1,4-benzoquinol methyltransferase activity.
UCAUUGACAUAACAGUGUCAGUGUUUGGACUUAACUGUUAAAAACGGCGAACAUGUACUCGAAUAAGUUGAGCCGCCUCGUGUUGGGGCUUUACAGCCGUAAAGCGGCGGCUGUGAGCGGUGUGGUAGUUCACAGGCCGGCGGGUCGGAGCAUGUUCAGCUGGGCUGCGGUGUGUAAACAGCGGACACUGUGGCUGCAGAGGAGCGCCUGUCUGGAGCACCGAUUAACCAGUACUCGGUCAAUCUCACAGACUACAGUGGACCCCGACGAGUUGAGGAAGUUCCGCUCACUGGCCAGCAAGUGGUGGGACGAACAGGGAGAAUUUGCUGCUCUUCAUGCCAUGAAUGACCUGAGGGUGCCUUUCAUACGGGACAAUCUGCUGAAUGUGCACAGAAGCCGUCAUCCAGGGAACCCACUCUCUGGACUCAGAAUACUGGAUGUCGGCUGUGGAGGCGGCCUUCUCACAGAGCCCCUUGGUCGCCUGGGAGCUGACAUCCUGGGUAUAGAUCCAGUAGAGAACAGCAUCGGCACGGCACAGCUGCACGCAUCCUACGACCCGGAUCUCCGCGAGCGAGUCUCCUACCAGGCCUGCACCCUGGAGGAGCUCUCUGCAGGGGGGGAGGAAGGAGAGGAGGGGCAGCAGCAGAGAUCGGGCCAGUUCAACGCCAUCGUAGCAUCCGAGGUGGUGGAACAUCUGGCCGACCUGGAAACAUUCGCCUUCUGCUGCGGCCUCGUGCUGAAGCCAGGCGGCUCCCUCUUCAUCACUACUAUUAAUAAAACCAACCUGUCAUACGCGCUGGGUAUUGUUGUAGCCGAGGAGCUUCUGCGCAUCGUUCCCAGUGGGACGCACGACUGGGAAAAGUUCAUCAGCCCUGUGGAGCUGGAGCGCCUCCUGGAGUCCAAUGGUUUCUCAGUACAAUCUGUCCGAGGAAUGCUGUACAACCCGGUAUCCGGAGCCUGGAGCUGGUGUGACAGCACAGACAUCAACUACGCCCUCCACGCUGUCAAAGUGACAGAGGAUCCCCAGCCAGACCCACACCCAGAGGAGCCAUCCCACACUGCCGACACACACAGCUGAGCCACAAAGUCAGAAUAUAUGGGAAAAAAAUCAGAUGUGUGGAGCCCCAAACUUUCCUGAGUCCAGCUGUGAUGCAGCAUAUGAGACUGAGGUUAUUCAAGCAAAGAGACAGAGACAUGUACUGCAGUUGCUAGUUUGCAGAGUUAGGCUUGAUGUUCACAUGACUCUUUUUCAAUCUAUUUAACUGAAUCACUUUGGUCAUUUCAGCAGACUGUUAUGUGAUUUGCUUUAUCUUCUAUUAAAACAAUGCUUUCAGCAGCUGUAUGUUAUAACGGUGAAAAUGGAAUUUAUUUUGUUCUGGACAUUAAAAAUAAAUAUUAUUCAUGUGGUUUUGGCUGCACCCUUUAUAUCAGUUUUAGCUUCGAUAGCGUUCGGAAAUGUCCUCACAUGGGAGCGCACAGUCACAUCCUCUGGGAUUAUAAUGUGGAAGUAUUACAUAAUGGAAAUAA